AUCAUUUUAGCUAAAACUGCAGAGUGUAAAUGCAACUUUGUCGAUCCGCGGCCUCGUGUAUCUUCGCUUGCAUGGGGUUGGAUGAGUGAAAAAUCAGAUUUGGAGGGAACAACAAGAAGUUUUGGAGCCUUUUUCACAUUCAAAAAGAGCAGAAGUUGUCUUGGGUGCUGUGUAAAUCCUCCACAUGUUAUUUCAGUGGAUAGGCCAUCCAAAGGACAGAAAGUUCAGGGUCAAAACUUGAGGAAACGUGGUUCAAGGGACGACUUUUGGAGCAGUAGUGCUUGUGAGAUGGAGAAUAGUGCAUUUCCUUCACAACGAAGCGUCUCAUCAAUUAGUACUUCAAAUCAGGGCCUUGAUGCUAGCAGUAGUUCCAGCACCACAAACGGCAACACUGAGUUUGUAAAUCAUGGUCUAAUUCUUUGGAGUAAAACUAGGCAAGAAUGGAUUGGAAAUAGAACACCUCAGAAGUGUACUGCAGCUCGGGAAUCUAAAUUAAGCUUUGAUGUGAGUUACGAAACUUUGCUGGGGACCAACAAGUCAUUCCCUCAGCCAAUCCCUCUAUCGGAAAUGGUAGACUUUCUUGUUGAUGUUUGGGAACAGGAAGGACUGUAUGAUUGAGCUGCCACUUAACUGAACUUACCGACCAUUGGACUUCUGUUCGUAAAGUCUACCAAAAUCAGAUGAAAACAAUCAUGUUUGAUCUCAGUAUUUGUAUGUUGACACAGGAAAAUUGAAAUACCUGAUAGCUUUUUCAAAUGAAGGAGAGAGGACCGGUGUUUGUUUUGCUAAUAAACGAAUUUAUUUUCUAGAAAGUGAUAUUCAAGCAUCCAGAUGAACUCGUUUCCA
Capsicum annuum is the source of this 846-nucleotide messenger RNA. RefSeq lists its product as uncharacterized. The record is from RefSeq and is a predicted model, not a curated record. Lineage: Eukaryota; Viridiplantae; Streptophyta; Magnoliopsida; Solanales; Solanaceae. The transcript has 7 exons. Bases 82 to 618 code for a protein of 178 amino acids.